This is a messenger RNA of Larimichthys crocea (large yellow croaker), 931 nucleotides long. It is a transcript of the gene ift43, whose product is annotated as intraflagellar transport 43 homolog (Chlamydomonas). Gene Ontology annotation, cellular component: intraciliary transport particle A; cilium. Gene Ontology annotation, biological process: intraciliary retrograde transport. Bases 101 to 745 code for a protein of 214 amino acids. The record is from RefSeq and is a predicted model, not a curated record. The transcript has 10 exons. Lineage: Eukaryota; Metazoa; Chordata; Actinopteri; Sciaenidae.
CCUCUGAUUGGCGUUGCCAUGGAGAGCGUUGCUACGUGACGCUUCCUGAAGUCCAGGAAGACGCUUCCCUGAGUCGCUGCUGCUGCUAGCUGAAAAAGAAAUGGACGAUAACUUCCAUCUCGGAGACGCUGGGACGGUUAAAAACGUUGCAAAGUCUGGACGAAGAGCCCGCCCUGCAGCAGACCAAUCAUCAUUUGAAGAUUCACGUUACGUAAGGAAGUCAUCCACCUCUGCUUCAGGGGGAGAAGAAUCGCCUGAUGACGCCGAGGGGCCUCCUCCCAAACCGGCCCGGCGGCAGGGCGGCUGGGCAGAAGAAAGCUCUGGGUCCAGUUCUGCCAAAUCUUCAAGAAGACCUGCAGCUGAAGACCUGGAAGACCGCCGCCUUCGACCACAAACACCCCAGGGAUCAGAUGAUGAAGGAGAUAUUCCAGUGAUUCCAGAUCUUGAAGAAGUACAGGAAGAAGAUCUCACCAUGCAAGUUGCAGCUCCACCGAGCAUCCAGGUGAACCGGGUAAUGACCUACAGAGAUCUGGACAAUGAUCUGAAGUGUUACUCUGCGUUCCAGACCUUAGAUGGAGAGAUUGACUUGAGGCUUCUCACCAAGGUUUUAGCUCCUGAGCAGGAGGUGAAAGAGGAUGAUGUGAGCUGGGACUGGGAUCAUCUGUUUACAGAGGUGUCCUCAGAGCUGCUGAUGGAAUGGGAUCAAGGAGAGAGUGAGGAGCAGGCCGCGUUGCCUGUAAUAUGAGGAGGAGGUUUGGAGUGGGACUUUUAAUGGCUCCAGUGGGAACAGGGUGAAUGUUCAUUACACAGAAGGUCCAGUGACUUUGGAUACAGUAACUUUAAUUACUGUUUGUUAUCCAGAAUUUAUAUUUUGUAAAGUGUAUAUACAGUAUUUGUCAUAUUUUCUAAAUAAAGUUCAGUGAACAGUGCA